AUGUCAACUUUGCAGGAUCCGCUUGCAAAGCCGGUAUGGCCCCAGAUAUCAACCGAGCUAGAAGAGCAGUUGGUUGCUGUUCUUUGCAACCUACUGGCGCCGCUGGGCUCUGUAAAAGAACCCGCAUCUAUCCCUGAUCUUUUCUCUCGCGUCACAGUUGGCUUCAAUUCUACAAUGGCUGCGGUCGAAGAACAUUUCGGAGAUGGACCCAAGCUCGAAGCGAUCAUUGUUUGUCGUGGCGACCUCGAGCCCAUGAUUUACUCGCCGUUUGGUCUUGCCAGCUCCGCCGGUCAAAUUCGCCUCGUCCCCUUAUCGAAAGGUUCUGCUCUGAAACUGUCAACAUCGAGCGGUCGUGAGGCUACGGCUAUUGGUAUUAGGAGUGGCGUCGACGCUGUUACGAAACUGAUUGGUGACGUUGGCUAUGCACAGACUAAUUGGGCUUUCGCUUCGCCCCAACUUUUAUCCCGAAGACCUGCUAAAGCAAAGGCAAACAACAAGAAAACAAAACCUGUAGCUUAA
Wickerhamiella sorbophila is the source of this 519-nucleotide messenger RNA. RefSeq lists its product as hypothetical. The record is from RefSeq and is a predicted model, not a curated record. The transcript has a single exon. NCBI's taxonomy places the organism in Eukaryota, Fungi, Ascomycota, Dipodascomycetes, Dipodascales, Trichomonascaceae. The coding region runs from base 1 to 519 and encodes 172 amino acids.